Daphnia carinata is the source of this 1497-nucleotide messenger RNA. RefSeq names its product golgin-45-like. Lineage: Eukaryota; Metazoa; Arthropoda; Branchiopoda; Diplostraca; Daphniidae. Gene Ontology annotation, cellular component: Golgi membrane. Bases 188 to 1393 code for a protein of 401 amino acids. Gene Ontology annotation, biological process: Golgi to plasma membrane protein transport; Golgi organization. The transcript is spliced from 6 exons. The record is from RefSeq and is a predicted model, not a curated record.
UAUUUUUGCAGUGCAUUAAAGAAAAGCUCUUGUGGUCAAAACCAAUCUGAUAAUGCAGGGCUUUAUUAUCGUUUGGUUAUGGAUUUACAUCCCCCAAUAGACUUAAAUGGAUGCUUUGAGUAGCUGACACCCACGUAGCACUUUAGUUCCAAACUUUUCGCAACCUACCUGGAAGCAUUCCGAAAAAAUGGAGAGUAACAGCAUCAAUAAUAAAUCAAAUUUGAUCGCUACACCCUGUCCUCGGACGGAAGGUGAUGGAAUGGAAGCAAUGGACAACCCGAUUACCUCUGAUGUCAAAAGUGCCUUUCCAACAAUGGAAAGACUAAGCUUAUUACCCCUAAAAUCUUUGCCACCAGCAGAGAGAAUCAUCAGUCUGGUUCCCAUAGCGAAUCUUUCAGGAGUGAAACCCAAGAACUCCAAUUCUGCUAUGGAAAACAAGAAAGCCAAGUUUGUACCUUACGAGCCAUACAAGGCAGCAGUCAAACCAAUUGUUCCACACAAAAAGAAGAUCAGCAAGAAAGAAUUAACAGUUUCAUUAGAGAAUAAUAUUCAAAGAACAAGGAAACAGAAGGAUUUUGACCCCCAUAUCAGUGGUAUGGUCUGUCAAGAAUAUUACGACAAAAUUGUGAAAGAGAAAGAAGAACUGGAAGCACAGGUGGCAAUUCAAUCCAGGGUUAACGCAGAAUUGAAGAGAUUGCUUGUUGCAAGUGUUGGGGAAGAUAUGGAAGCCAGAGUUCAUUUCUUGACAGAAGACAAGGUGAAGCUGGCUGAUGACAUUAGGCAAUAUGUGGAAAAAAUAGCUUUAGAUUUUGAGCAGAAAGAGAAACUAUCUAUUGAAGCCGAUAUAUGGCGAAGCAAAUUCUUGGCAUCUAGCGUCAUAAUUGACGAACUAACCAAAUGGAAAGCUGCCCUUUGCACCCGUAACAAUAACCUUCAGCUUUGUAUUCAAGGGCUGCUAGACGAAAUGAAUUCCAUUCAGAAUCAUCAAAAUCAAACGUACAAUCGUUUGACGGCCUUAAAUAAUGCCUUUCAUCCUGCUGGAACCUCGAGUCAUAAGCCCCCGGAAUUGGUGGCCUACGACGUGAUCAAGGGAAGCGCGACCAUAUUGAAACUCGUUGAAAGCCUAACAAAACGUUUAUUGGGAACCUAUACGCAAGUGAGAGGAGAUGAAGAAGGAGCCCGUUCUAUAACUCCUUCUAUUGCAGCGAAACAGUCCCCUGCCCAGCUUGCAGCACGAGAGGUUUUGACGGAAGAUCCGAUUGGAACUUGCAAAAUGUCAGAAUUAGCGAAUGACCUCACAGCUCAUCAUGUGGCUGCGCUUGCCCGUCGCUCCAUGAACAAAUCGUUUUAUACUUGCUGCGCCCAUUGCACCGGACAAGUUCACGUUAUUUAAGACGCGACAACUUGUAUUAUUAUCCUUUGUCAGUUUCGACUACUCUUUGAGAUUUUAUUUAAAUCAAUCGAUUAUAAGCAACACAUUAAAGAUACUUCAUCGUU